AUGCGGUCCCCUCUCGAGGCCCCCUUCCCCCCUGUGGGGCCCACCGAGGAGCAGCACAUGCUGCAGCUUAGAGCCUGCACUGAGCGCGAGUUUGAAGAGUCACACACAGCUAUCACCGCAGUUGACGCUAUCAUGGACGAGGGGGUUUUCGAGCACCUAAAGAAAUUCAGCAGCUACAAGUAUUCUGUCUAUCACCAGAGAAAGCAGCAGCAGCAGCAGCAGCUGCAGCAGCAACGUCAGCUGCUGCAGCAGCAACUGCAACACGUACAAAACACCCUAAAACAGAUACAGCAGCAGCAGCAGCAGCAGCAGCAACAGCAGCAACAGCAGCAGCAGCAGCAAGCUGCUGAUACUGCUACUGGAAUAGGGGACAUCGAAGAGCAGCAAACUGAGCAGCAGCAGCAGCAGCAGCAGCAGCAGCAACAGCAGCAGCAGCAGCUGCAGCAGCUGCAAGAGGAACAGCAGCAGCUGCAGCAGCAGCUAAAUGAACUGCAACGGCAGCAGCAAAUGGAGGUCCUGAAUGAGUUCGCGGCAAUCCGACGCAUAAACAACGAGGCCUGUACUCUCCUCGCCAGCAACUAUGAGGGCUACGCAUGGAUGUGCCAGGUAGCAGCAAGAGUAACAGAGCUGCUGCAGCUGCCGGAUGAAGCCGAGGCAGCAGAGGGGCCCCCAGGGGGGGGCCCCGGGGGCCCCCAGGGGCCCCAUGCAGGAGAUAUUGCAGCGCAGCAAAGGCAGCAAGAGCUGCUGCAGGAACAGGAGCAGCUGCUGCUAGACUGCAGCAGCAGCAGCAGCAGCAAAAAACUCGAACUUGCAUCUGCUGAUAGUGUUGUAUCUGAUCGCUGCACUGUGCGAGCUCCUAGCGACGAAAUACAACUCUCACGUCUCAAGUAA
Eimeria mitis is the source of this 891-nucleotide messenger RNA. RefSeq lists its product as uncharacterized. The transcript is spliced from 4 exons. The record is from RefSeq and is a predicted model, not a curated record. Lineage: Eukaryota; Apicomplexa; Conoidasida; Eucoccidiorida; Eimeriidae. The coding region runs from base 1 to 891 and encodes 296 amino acids.